UUCAAGCAUUAUGAUAUCAAUUUAUGUUAGAUUAAUCUGUAAACCUGGCACCCCUGCUGCCGCCUUCAGUGUGCUGCCAGAAUCGAAGUUUGUUUUGAUUUUGGAAAGGGUUGCCAAAGCAGGUAGAUUUAAUUUUGGCUGUUGUUUAGUGUCCAAAGAAAAUAAAAUCGACUCUGCAACCAAGAAGGGCAUUUGGUUUCAGAGUUGCGGUUUAUAGCGCGGCGAACAAGUUUCAGUGAAACUCACAAUACUAAUCACCUAUUGGGUUACGCAGUGUCUUGCCCCUACACUGAUAUGAAUCGGCACGAUUUAUCCAAGAGAUUCGACACAUAGAUUUCAAAAUAGCGCUGCGCACGGAUUGGAUAAAGUUAUUUUAUGAAAAUAAAUAGAAAAUCACUAUCAAUUAAAGUGAUGCUGCACAUGCUCUAAAAUUUUUGAAGCACUCAUGAAUUACGUAAUAUUUGCACAUCUCUUUCAAGUGGAAUACACUUGAAUAUGCCCUAAGGUUUCAUUGUAGUGAUUUUCAUGUGCCAAACACAUUCGAGUCAUCUGUUUGGUUUUUGUAAGUCAAGUGGCAGCUGUAUUGAACGAAAAAAAAAUGGCGAGUAAACACAGCAGCGGGUCGCGUUCUAUUGUAGAUGUUGCUGGAUUCCCGGAUUAUAUACGAAAGUUUUUACAAAAUUCGGAAGUAAAUGAAAGCGAUCCAACGGCAAUUUUACAACUUCUAAUCAAAUCUAACUUGGUGACGCUUGUUCAGCAAGAGGGCAACGAAACGAUAAUUUCGAUAAAGCCCGAUGAGGAUUUACCUCUGGCUUCGCGAGAAAAUUUGGACAGGGACAAUUCCACUUUGGAUUCACCAGCCUGUGCGAGCUCAAUUCUGCAGGAUUGGGAAUUUACGCAAGAGGAGUUGUUGGUACCUGAUGCUCAGCCUGUUAGAGAUAACGUUGUGUCAAGGCAAAAUCGAAGCAAUUCUACCGGAAAUAUAUCUGUGAUCUACGUGAGUAAUAUUUUUUUAUAUGUUCUAUAUGUGGAACAUUUACUUCAAAUCAAACUUUCAAUCGAGUCAGAUUCGAUGGAGUUUGAUUUUGAUGACGUACUCAAGGAUACCGUUGCGUUCGAUCGAAAGCCGAAACUACUUCGCAUUCAUUAAUGUAGGUGUACGUUUCUAGCCGAUUGUCUAUCAUGCCUAAUCCACUCAAUCGUGCCACUGCAAAUUGUGAACAACCACAGUAAUAAUGAAUUAACUUGUGCAACUUCGUGUUUUCAGUGCAAUAUAUUUAUACAUGUAACCUACGCUAAACUAGUCUAUCAUCAAUUGUUACAAUCUAGUUUGAUUUGUCGUGAAAUUUAUAUGCAUAAGGUUCAUAGAUCCAUUUUAGGUUAUAGAAUUAUAUUUAACAAUUAUAAAACCUAUAC
This is a messenger RNA of Wyeomyia smithii (pitcher-plant mosquito), 1416 nucleotides long. RefSeq lists its product as uncharacterized. The coding region runs from base 599 to 1150 and encodes 183 amino acids. NCBI's taxonomy places the organism in Eukaryota, Metazoa, Arthropoda, Insecta, Diptera, Culicidae. The record is from RefSeq and is a predicted model, not a curated record. The transcript is spliced from 4 exons.